CAUGAGGUAACCCCACUUUCUUGAAGGCUUUACCUUUACCGAUCAAGAAGCUCGCAAGUGAAGUUUCGAGAAGUUGACGUUGAGGACGAUGACAUCACAUCAAAUUUUGGUUUUGUUGCCAAGCAGAGGGGAGAAGUUGGUAUUUAGUUUCAACAGACUUUAAUAGGUCUCUAUUUUAUUAAUUUGUGCACAAAAAUGGAUGAGGUGGAAAUUGAGAGGGAAACUAUAUAUUUGCUGCAAAAUGCAAAUAAAAUUUGUCGGUUGUGUCUUGACCUGAACCAGAAUAACCAAUGCAUUUUUCGUGCAAGCGACACUGACCCCGAAAACACGAACGGUUUGGAUUUGGUUAAGAAAUUACUUCUCCAAGGCGGUAUCGAGAUACUAAAAGAUGAUGGUCUUCCAUCGAGCAUCUGCCUAACAUGUCUUUCAAAAGUUAAUGCAGCUCACGAGUUCAGAGAGCAGUGCCAAAUAGCAGAUAGAAGACUUAGAAGAGCUUAUGAAAAGCUUCAGAUAAAUUUAAAUUUAGACUCAAAAGCAUCCCAAAAAACUCAGUCAUCACAAACUGAAGGUAAAAUUUUAUUGUUCGUUAAGAACGAAGAAGAUGAAAUCGAGAAACCUAAUUCUCCAAAAAGUGAUCACUCUAACAGUAAUUCAAAAACAAGUAGUGAAGACGGCGUGAAAUACAAUCACAAUUGCGAUCCAGAAUUGAAUAGUAAUAGUGCAUCUGUUACGAACGAAUUGACGAACAAAGACGAUAGUCCUCAACUGGAAAAAGAAAAUGCCCCAUUUAAAAGAGAUGGUUGUAAGACAAGAAAAAUGACUCUGUUCAAGAGAGUGACAUCUAUGGAAAAUUUGAAAAGUUUUAAGGAAAGACAGAGAAAGUAUAUAAAGAAAAACACCAAUACGAGACCUGAAUCAAAUGAAAUGGCCUUUCCCGUGGGAACGAGGGUGCGAAAUGCUAAUCAAAGAUUAAGCAACGAAGUAACAGAACAACGUUAUGAAUGCACCGUAUGUAACAGUACUUAUUCCAGUAAGCGAGCUUUGGAUAAACACUCAUUGGUUCAUGACGACAAAAAGUUCAAAUGCGAAAAGUGUGAGAGGGAGUUCUUGCGACUUGAGAAACUGUUAGAACAUUCCAAGUUGCACCAUUCAAAAGAGAAACCUAAACCCGUACGCUGUAAGAUUUGUGAAAAAAGUUUUAAAAAGACAGAUACGAUGGUAAGACACUUGAACGUUCACAAGAGAGCGAAUCCCAAAGAGGUAUUUUCCAUUCUCAAGGAAAUCAGAGAUAGAAGAAAAAUGGAUAAUUGUAUUAAAACUAUUGAAGAAAAUGAUCAGUCUGUAAUUAACGAAUCAAUUUCUAUUGAGACGGAGACAUCAUUAAAAGAAGGGAACAUUUGCGCUAAGGAACUCAAAAAAUGUGGGACAGAUUCUCAGCCGAAACAAGAUAACCGAUCCAAUAUUUUGAAUUCGGAUUCUAAUAGUGAGAGUGAAUCAAAUUAUUUAAAUGAUGCGUCACUGUUUCGUUGCAAGAUUUGCACAAAAUGCUGCACUACCGAAAAGACCUUACAGAGGCAUAUGCUCAUACAUGAUGAUAAAAAAUUCUUUUGCAAUGUCUGCAAUAUGAAGUUCUUCCGACCGGAUAGACUGAAAAGUCAUAGAGACAGGUACGGACACAACGAGGAUAAAGUUUCUGAACCAGAAAAGCCUCCAGAUGACAAGUCUGCCAUAAAAUUAAUUAACAGUUGGAUAAGAGAAGAAUUGGACUCUGACAACGAAGGCAAGGGUUUUCCCUGCGACCUUUGCGGAAAAUCUUACGUUACGAAGAAAUCCUUAGCUAAACAUCGGGCAAAUGCUCACGAGUCUCAAGAAAAUUAUUGCAGUAACUGCGGGACAGUGUGCGUCUGCGAAGAUAAGCCAAAAGAUCAUGUAAAAGCAGAAAAAAGUAAAAUCUACACCUGCGACGAGUGUGGUAAAUCCUUCGAAAAAGAGAGCAAGCUGCAAAAACACUUGAGGAUUCACGAGCGCGCUAAAGAACAAGAGGAUGCAAAUUUCAAGAGGUUCCUUUGCCACAUCUGCAGCAAAACUUUUAGACAAAACACAGGACUUAUGUUCCAUAUGAGAACACAUACGGGUUACAAACCUCACGUCUGCAAACAUUGCGGUCGUGGAUUUACCUCCAACUCUAAUUGCAUCAACCACGAAAGAACGCACACUGGAGACAGGCCCUUUGUUUGUCAAUAUUGUAGCGCUGCUUUCGCUAAAUCUUGCACUUUAAAAGCACACAUAACAACGCAUACCGGAGAGGCGAAUUACCAUUGCAAAACUUGUGGCAAAUCCUUCAGGAGAUUAAAGUACUUGAAGGAACAUAAGUUUACGCACACUGGCGAAAAGCCUUACGCUUGUAAAAUCUGUGGUACGGCCUAUAGCCACUCAGGUAGUUUAUUUGUACACGAGAAAAAAUGUAAAGCCCAGUAUAGCAAUUUUCAGUCGGCUUCCUCUCAAAACGUACAAAACUUUUGCCAACCCCAGACCAAUAUUGUAACAUCUUCGAUCGGCACGCCUUUGAUAACUGCAUUACCUCCGACUUCUCAUAUGGGGAAUAUGAACAACUCUUUGGGUGUGCAAGCUAAUAAACAUUAUUUAGAAAGUGUUCAAAGAAUGAACACUCAUGCUGCUACAGCUGCAGUUGGAAGUGCAGGAUUACAUGCUCACGCAAAUACAGAUGUAUCUGAUAUGGCGUCUGCAGUGAGGAAUUUCUCUAUAAUUGGGCAGAUGUUCCACUAGCGAAACAACUCCAUUAGCUGGAAUAUUAAAACAAGUUGUGGAUUGCAUUUUUAGUAGAAACAUAUAGAAUAGUGUAAUUCCAUUUUAAGACUAUACAGCAUAGACAAAAAGUUCUCAUAAAUCCAACUUUCAAUUUAAAACAAAAGAACUGCUCCGGAAGUAUUCUAGUAUAUAAUUGAGGCAGAGUGAGUUUUCAUAAAAACCAUUAAAUGAAGAAUACGAUGAUAAAACAGUAAACAAUGGUUUUAAAACUAUCCUGAUUUUUCGGAGUUCUCGUUUGCAUGAUUUCAAUGCUAAUGUGCAUUAAAGAAUGUUACAUUAGAUUGCUUUUGGAUAGUUUUACUAGUUUUUGUACUGCUUACCUGAAAAUCUAAAACUAAACCCAGAUAUGUAUACUGAAAUUUUAUAAAUGGAUUACUUAUUCGUCCAGCUUUUCAGUAGUAUUAACUCUUUGGUGAAGGUGUUGAUUAGUCCAUAGUUUCAGUUUGGUAGAAUUUUAAUUGAAAACAAAAUUACAAAAAAUUACCAUAAAUCAUAUUUAAUAUUAGAUUUGAAAACCGCCAUUAGACAGAGACUACGCACGAAAUGCGCGUUAGCGAGAAUUGCAGCGUUUUAAUUAGUGGCAAUGUUCAAAACUCUGGCUAAGUCGUAUCCCCGUCAAGUAUCCGGAUCAUACUAGUUUUCGAAUUUAGUGAUUUUGCAUUCAAUUUAGAUUAUUAUGGCAAAAUGAAAUUGCGAAAUAAUCAAUUUAAAUAUAUUGUACAUAAAACAACAUCUCAAUUAAGGAGAGAGAAAAUCAAGAGAGGUGCAAAUGCCUUAGAAGGGAGUGGCGAGAGUUUAUCUAAUGACUUUUAAUGGACCGUCAUAUGUAGUAUGUGCUCUUAGAUGGUAGCACUUCGUUGGUGAAAAUAUGAACUGGUUUUUUAUAUGCUGAAUCAUUUUUGUUAUCGGUGAAUAUAAAAAAAUUAAGUUACUGAUUGAAUGGAUAAAUUAAAGUAACUAUAUGAAAGGUAUACGUGCGUACAAGUAAUUGCUACACCUGUGAUUGCAGCAUUCAUCUUCAGGUAAUGAUGUUAUUUUGUUGACCAGGGUUUGUCGGUCCGGAAAUUUUCCCAGACUUGUCGUAUUUUUUCUCGUUUCUACAGAAAAUUAUUUUCCCAGUGAUCAACAAAAAUUAAUAUCAGAAUUUAAAUCGCCUUCAGAUCUUCACUAAGACAGGUGUUCAGGUCUUUGUUAAGGUUAAUUAUAAUUAAUCUUAGCGAAGACAAAUCGUAAGCUAUUGUAAUAAUUAUUUUUAUAACCUCCGACUCAUGUUUUGAGCUCGAUUCGUACUACGAACGUCACACUGGACGCAAUCACUUGUUGUACACGCUUUGAUUCCAAAUAACUAUUUGAACUGCUGUAACCAUAAGGGGUGCAUCCCUGGUCGUGUGCAACUUGUAGCAGACGACGCUUGCUGCAAACUAUGAUGGGUUUCGAAAUAGAACACGUACAUAAUAAAAUAAAUUUCUUGUAACUUUCCCACUGUAAAAGGUAGUAAUAAUCCGACCCACUCUCGAAGUGCAAUUUUUUCGCGCGAACGAAAAUAUCCUGCUUGCAAUGUGUUGAAUUUACAUUUACGUUAUUUUGAGAUUCUAAUGCCAUUCUAUAAAAUCACCAUCAGGAAUUACAAAAAUCAUUUUACCUUCAAAUAGCAUUGUCCCUAUUGUCAGAGUGGUAAAAUUGUACCAAAUUUUAUUAUUAAUUUUUUACAGUAUAUAAAUAUAAUUAGUUAAACAAAAACAAGUUAUUAAAAUAUGUUGAUGUUAAUAUUUAAUGGUACGGCAUUUUGCAAUACUUUAAUGACAAUUUUUUCAUUUACCUGCUCUAUUUCAAAUUAAAAAUAAAUAAUAAAGAAACUCUUUCAGAAUAAAUUUUUCACCCAGAGUUUUUCUUUAAAAAUAAUUUCAUUUUUUACACCGAUUGUUCCACUAACCUUAUACAACGCAGACAAUUACAAUUAACAAUUGCACAAUUACAAUAACAACUGUUGUUUCUGAAUUUUUUCUACCUCGCGUGAUUUCUGUCAUUCCUAAUUUUCCAUUUAGGAAUUUGACACGGCAAAUUAAGUCCAUCACACGCUGUAACUAUAAAUCUCUCGGUCGUGAGGCGUGGUUAUAUCCUCAGCAAUGCAAUUCGUGAAAUAUUCCUUAUUGGCCAGAAAAACUGGGCAAAAAGAAACGCCCUUUAAAAAAAGUACAUCAAAUAUAGUUCGGAAAAUAUUUUCACAUAUUUUAUAAUUAUAUAAGAGAAACUUUAUAUCGUAAAAAGUUUUAUUUUCACGACUAUAUUUUCUCUAAAUUCGCAAAAUGUAUAACACUGUUUAUCCGAAAGCAACAACUGUUGUAUAUUAUAUUAAUUAGUUAAUCUAUUUUAUUCACUUGCAAUGUUGUAAGAAAAUUUUUUAACUGCUUCGCACAAAAAAUGUAUAAUUAGUUGUUAUAUCAAAUCGACUAGAAAAGGAGCGAAUCCUUCUGUGAUAAAUUUAAUUUCAUUAAGUCAAGUCUCGACUGUCGUGAAAUAAUCCUUUGAUUUAACGAUAAAAAUGUACCUAUACGAUAUAUUGAAUACUAUUUCGAAUGUAACUAUAUUAUUAUACGUAUACUGUAAAAUAAAUAAAUAUAAUAUGCAAACACAUUACAC
Belonocnema kinseyi is the source of this 5469-nucleotide messenger RNA. RefSeq names its product zinc finger protein 93-like. Gene Ontology annotation, biological process: regulation of transcription by RNA polymerase II. Bases 196 to 2787 code for a protein of 863 amino acids. Gene Ontology annotation, cellular component: nucleus. The transcript is spliced from 6 exons. Gene Ontology annotation, molecular function: DNA-binding transcription factor activity, RNA polymerase II-specific; RNA polymerase II transcription regulatory region sequence-specific DNA binding; zinc ion binding. Lineage: Eukaryota; Metazoa; Arthropoda; Insecta; Hymenoptera; Cynipidae. The record is from RefSeq and is a predicted model, not a curated record.